UCGAUCAAAACGUACACGGACCCAACUGCAGCGCCUCGCUCUGGUGAGAUUCUCAGUGACCACGUGAUCAUGACGUCAGAGCCAGUUGAAAAACGCCUUUUAAGGGCAUGAGAUCUCCUCUGGGUGCACCGGAUAGACCCAGUGCGUCAUACAUCCAACUGCGCAUGCGUCGUUCAGACAUGGACCGCGAGGAGCCUCCGGUGUCUGUCCCCGUGUCUCCAGGAGAAAUUAUGAGACUGUUGGUGAAGCAGCAAGUCCACGCGGCCGUUGAAGAGUCUUUUGGGCUGUUGGACACAUUGACAGCAGUUUAUGAGGACACCGUGUCUCAGUUGAGAGAACAAUGGCGACACACAUCAGAUGUCCAGCAGCAGGUAGGGAUUAGAGCAGAUGUCCCCCCUGAGGACCAGGACCAGGAGGACCCAGAGCCCCUCCACAUAAAAGAGGAGCCGGAGCCCCUCCACAUAAAAGAGGAGCCGGAGCCCCUCCACGUAAAAGAGGAGCCGGAGCCCCUCCACAUAAAAGAGGAGCCGGAGCCCCGCCACAUAAAAGACCUGCAGGAUCUCUGGACCCAUCUAGAGGGAGAUCAGCUCAUUGUGCUGGAGGAGGCAGAUAUCGCCAAAUUCUCAUUCACUGCUGUUACUUUGGAUAGUGAAGAUGACGAACCUCAGACCUCACGGCUUCAUCAAAGCCAGUCGGAGGAAGACAGAGAGGCGGAGCCUCCAGCUGCAUCGAUACAAACAGAAACUGAUGAAGAUGACUGUGGGGGAUCAGGACCAGACAGGAACCUAAAUCCACAUCGUCAUUCACAUCCAAAUGCUGAUGAUGAAGAGGCUUCAGACUCUUCUGAGACUGAAGCCAGUUCUGGUGAUUGGCAAGAAGCUUUGUCAGAUUCUGGACCUGAAAGUGUAGAUGGGGACAAUGUCUGGAAGGAGACCAGGACAUCUGAGUUUGCUGCAGAUGCUUUGAAAUAUAAGGAAGCUCUUGUAAUUCAUGUGGGAUGUAACACUGGCAACAAAUCCAAUGAAUCACAAUCAAAAGUGCUCAUGAGAAAGAAACCAUUCAGUUGUGACGAGUGCGGGAAAAGAUUUACAGAACAGACAAGUCUGAAGAGACACAUGAGAGUCCACACAGGAGAGAAACCAUUCAGUUGUGACGAGUGUGGGAAAAGAUUUACAGGUCAGGGAGAUCUGAAGAGACACAUGAGAGUACACACAGGAGAGAAACCAUUCAGUUGUGACGAGUGUGGGAAAAGAUUUACAGGUCAGGGAGAUCUGAAGAGCCACAUGAGAGUCCACACAGGAGAGAAACCAUUCAGUUGUGACGAGUGUGGGAAAAGAUUUACACAUCAGGGAGGUCUGAAGAGACACAUGAUAGUCCACACAGGAGAGAAACCAUUCAGUUGUGACGAGUGUGGGAAAAGAUUUACAGGUCAGGGACCUCUGAAGAGACACAUGAAGGUCCACAGAGGAGAGAAACCAUUCAGUUGUGACGAGUGUGGGAAAAGAUUUUCACAACAGGGACAUCUGAAGUCACACAUGAUAGUCCACACAGGAGAGAAACCAUUCAGUUGUGACGAGUGUGGGAAAAGAUUUUCACAACAGGGACAUCUGAAGUCACACAUGAUAGUCCACACAGGAGAGAAACCAAUCAGUUGUGACGAGUGUGGGAAAAGAUUUUCACAACAGGGACAUCUGAAGUCACACAUGAUAGUCCACACAGGAGAGAAACCAUUCAGUUGUGAUGUGUGUGGGAAAAGAUUUACAGAACAGGGAAGUCUGAAGAGACACAUGCGAGUCCACACAGGAUAGAAUGUGUUUCUUCCAGUAGUGACAAAUUCCAUAUGGAAGUUAUUCUCUUUCUAAUGUGUGAAUUAAAAAAAUAAGUAAAAUGUUUUUAAUUGUUUCCCAUGUCAUUUAUUUGUAAAUGAGAUGGAAGACAAAGUGUUUUCUAAUCAUUUGAUGAAUCUUAAUUAGAAACAAUGACAACAUACUGAGUGUUUUUGAUGGAGGAAACUAAAAACAAAAUAAAAACUCUGUAUGAAUGCAUCUGUAUUUAAAAUGCAUUUUCCCUGUAAUGUUUUAAAAUCUACAUAAAGAGACUUGCAAUUUC
This is a messenger RNA of Pseudoliparis swirei, 2109 nucleotides long. RefSeq names its product oocyte zinc finger protein XlCOF22-like. The record is from RefSeq and is a predicted model, not a curated record. The transcript has 2 exons. Lineage: Eukaryota; Metazoa; Chordata; Actinopteri; Perciformes; Liparidae. Gene Ontology annotation, biological process: negative regulation of transcription by RNA polymerase II; regulation of immune system process; regulation of cytokine production. Bases 108 to 1808 code for a protein of 566 amino acids.